AUGUUACGACGUCCAGAUACAGAUACAGCCGAUGCCAUCAACAGCGCCAGCGAAAGGGCCGUGCCACACUUACCCGAGAUCGCCGUGUCACGAGCGUCGAGUCUGGCAAGUAGCCGGAGGACUAAUGGCACUGCAGCAUCAAAGAAGAUAUACCAAAAGCGACCGGCAUUCCCAAGAGUCAAUACUGACCACGCUUUCCAACCUCACUGGAAGCCAGGCUAUCAUCACAGCGAGACCUGGAAGCGCGCUCACCAGCCCGAUCCUGAGUGGCGCGUCAAGUGGAGCCAGCAUUGUUUUCCAAAAGGGCGUGUCUUGAUCAUAGAUUAUGUCAGUAACGAGUCCAAUGUUCCCGACGGCGGCAGGAGACACAUCACAGUCGCUACACAGGAAAUUCAAACGCUUUCUGAGCUCAAGCGCUUCUAUUCCGAUGGCAAACGUGUCCAUGGUGCCGCUUUGCGAGUGAUCCACGUACAGAAUGCUUCAUGGGCUACGCAAUUCCUGCUCAAAAAGUUCAAUAUCGAUCAUCCUAGCGAGCUUGUUGGCAUGAAGACGUUCAGCAGGUGGGCCAAGUACGAGAAACCAAGACAAAGAAAUGGCAAACCAUUUCCAAGUGGACGUUCGUGGCGAGGACAGACGGAUCCGUGGCGCAAGGUAUCCCGAGCCGCGUUUGGACUGGAUUACAUGAAGAACUUCACAACAGAUACACCACAUCGCCGUAAGCGGCAGACGAUGGCUGGUGAAGGACCCGUAGAUGCAAAGCUCAUGCAUCUCAAUGUUUACGAGGACAAUCAACAUGCUCCGUAUGGGUACGCUACUUGUGUGCAGCGACUGUCUGUGUACGUUCAGCGCAAUCUAGGCCCUCCUUCUAGGGUCUCACCUGAUAUCGACAUCAAGAAUCCUUACGCAAGACAGCUUGCGAAUGGCAACGGCCGAGUUGGAGCAGCCAAGACCGACGAGGUGCUUCUCGAGUAUCUGGACAAUGGUAAUACCGUCAUAGUCUUCGAAAGUUCUGCUUCAAUGUCGUUGGAAGAUUGCAUCGUGCAGCCCAGGAACGAGUUCGAGAACAGAUGGCGUCGUUUAUCAUUCUACCUUAGGAAGGAAGAUGUACUCAACGACUCUCGCCUGGCAGCUCAGUGUACCAACUUCAUCAUGGUGGACCUCUUCCACGGCUUGGGCGUCGUCUGGAACCAGUUCCUCGCCGCAGCAGCUGAUCACGUUUCUCUGCUCGAGGACAAGAUAUACGAGAACCCUGCAGACGAGUCAAGAGCACCCGAGCUAUGGAUGAACCAAGCGUCGUGGCUGAAGGUAGACAAAGUCAUGUGGCUGCACUCCGAUCUGGCGAAGGAGAUGCAGGAGAUCAUGUACGAACUGGCCAACGUGGACGAUGAAGAGAAUGGAGUGGAGGUAGACUGGAUGGCAAGCACACCUGCCGAGUUCGAGCGGUUGCAACAUAAAGUAUCGGAGGAUCUGGUGCAGCCUACCAACAACCUCAGUGAUCUGAUGUACAAGUCGGUGGGAAUCCGAGACUCGCGACAGUCGUUGCAGCUUGGCUUGUCAAUGUGGCGACUUAGCUGGAUCACUUUCAUCUUCCUCCCAUUGACCUUCAUCGUCGGCUUCUUCGGUAUGAACGUCGAUCUCUUUGCAGACGAUCCCGGCAUUGGGUGGUACUUUGUGGCCGCAGCGAUACUGAUGCUUCUAGUCAUCAUCCUGUGGUACGGCGUCAAACACAGCUUGCAGCGUAGUCGACAAACACCUUAUCAGCGAGGGCUUUACGAGGCACUUUUUGACAACCUCGAAGAGGAACAUCCUGACCUUUGGACGAGCGCUGGUGCUGUGGAUGAUGUCGAUCCUUCCCAGCUCAGCUCUUCCGAUCGAUGGCGAUGGAGGCUUUUGAGGCGAUGGUUCUCGCCCGAGAGAACUAUCAACAAGAAGCUGUACAGCAUACUCACACAUGAUGGCAGUCAAUCUGAGCUCGGCGCCUGGGCAUCAGUCAAACGCUACCUACUAGUGCGUUGGCUUGGUCAAAUCGAGCUUCGGCAACCGUCUAUACAGUCAAUCGAGCUUGACCAGACUGAUCUCAGUGCCAGAGUUGAAGCAAGAUACGAAAGCGGGACGAUCUCAGAACUAGCGAAGUUCAGCACGACAGCUGCAGUGGCUGAGGCAGAGCCUACAGCGGCUGAACCGCUAUCCAGCUUUGGCUUGAGGCCAUUGACACAUGAAGAUAUGAGACGGCAGAGCGAAGAUAGGCCAAGUAGUCGUGGAAGCAGUGGUAUCAUCAUCGAGGAAAGAAAUCUGUCGGACUCGGAGAGUGAUGCUGGGGAAGGCGCUUCAAAAAUAUACAGCAGCAUUUGCAGGCGAGCGUCGCAAUGA
Molecule: messenger RNA, 2370 nt
Organism: Fulvia fulva
Lineage: Eukaryota; Fungi; Ascomycota; Dothideomycetes; Mycosphaerellales; Mycosphaerellaceae
Exons: 2
Coding region: 1-2370 (789 amino acids)
Biological process (GO): transmembrane transport; metal ion transport
Cellular component (GO): membrane
Molecular function (GO): metal ion transmembrane transporter activity
Source: RefSeq, a predicted model, not a curated record